AUGGCAGCAGCAGAACCUGACAAGUAUAGCAUGAUUAACUUUGAAGAGACGGAAUUACGUCUAGGGUUACCUGGAGGAAUUGGUAAUGGAAAUGAUGGUGAGGUUGCAAAGAGUAUACAUGGAAAGAGAGGGUUUUCAGAGACUGUUGAUUUGAAGCUUAACCUCUCAACAAAGGAAUCGCGAAAGGGACGAGAUGAGGAGAAAGUAAUGAAGGAGAAAACUGUUGCUUCUCCACCCACUGAUCUUGCAAAGCCACCGGCCAAGGCACAAGUUGUGGGUUGGCCACCCGUUAGAUCAUUCCGUAAAAAUGUCAUGGCCGUCCAGAAGAACAGCAAUGACGACGGUGAAAAAUCCAGUAGCAGUGGCGCCGCCGCGACUUUCGUUAAGGUUAGCAUGGAUGGCGCCCCGUAUUUACGAAAAGUGGACUUGAAAUUAUACAAGAGCUACCAAGAGCUCUCUGAUGCUCUAGGCAAAAUGUUCAGCUCCUUCACCAUUGGUAACUGUAGCUCACAAGGAAUGAAGGAUUUCAUGAAUGAAAGCAAAUUGAUAGAUCUUUUGAAUGAUUCUGAGUAUGUGCCAAGUUAUGAAGACAGGGAUGGAGAUUGGAUGCUUGUAGGAGAUGUUCCAUGGGACAUGUUUGUUGAUUCAUGCAAGCGGUUGAGGAUUAUGAAAGGGUCUGAGGCUGUAGGACUUGGUUACCCCAAGAGCUGUGGAGAAGUGCAAGAACAGAAGUUGAAGUGCUUUUUUAACCAGUUAAUUUGGUCAGCUGAUUCCAAUUGUCCACAAAGGAAAGAAAACAGGCUCAAAAGGGAGGCAAAGUAUAUGAUCCGUGAACAAAGUGAUAAGGACGAGGAGCAAGGCCAUGUGCUUGCUGUUGGGGGCUUUCAGGCCAUCCAUUAUUUGUUGUUGGCAUAUCCCUCCCACUUUGGACCAUUGGAAGCUGCUGAAAGUCAAAUUGUUCAAAGUGAAGAUGGGAAGGAAUCCGUUGAACUCUAUCUUUUGUAA
Dovyalis caffra is the source of this 1005-nucleotide messenger RNA. NCBI's taxonomy places the organism in Eukaryota, Viridiplantae, Streptophyta, Magnoliopsida, Malpighiales, Salicaceae. The record is from the annotation of a GenBank genome assembly.